Mauremys mutica (yellowpond turtle) is the source of this 2037-nucleotide messenger RNA. RefSeq names its product siah E3 ubiquitin protein ligase 1 (gene SIAH1). The record is from RefSeq and is a predicted model, not a curated record. Bases 668 to 1516 code for a protein of 282 amino acids. Gene Ontology annotation, cellular component: cytoplasm. The transcript is spliced from 2 exons. Gene Ontology annotation, molecular function: ubiquitin protein ligase activity; ubiquitin conjugating enzyme binding; zinc ion binding. NCBI's taxonomy places the organism in Eukaryota, Metazoa, Chordata, Testudines, Geoemydidae. Gene Ontology annotation, biological process: multicellular organism development; proteasome-mediated ubiquitin-dependent protein catabolic process.
UGUGUUUUGCUGACUGCACAGCGAGUUGGGUUGAUCACAUGAGGUUGAUGUGCCUGGGUGGCUCCCCGGGCCUGGGGGAGGGAAGGCAGCACGCAGGAGCUGCCGUCUGCUUUCUCUGCCGCCUCCUUUUUCCGUGAGCCCAGGCUGGUGCUAGGAGGAGCUCGAACAGAGCAGGGAGACGGCCGACCUUUUGGCAGCAAAUGGCUUUUCCACAGGAGACAACGCACGGGACUCAGGAGUUCUCCUUUCUGCUUGUUACUCUGGCUUUGCAGCCCCCUCUCCUCUGCCCGGCUGGAGCUGCGCAGAGCUGGUGGCAGCGUGUCCGUAGCCAGAUCCUUCUCAUGGGCGCUCCGUAGCUCAGCAGCCGAGGGAAGGGAAGGCGUCUGCAGCAGCUGCAGAGCUUCCUUUGCUGGGCAGCAGCCGGAAGAGUUUGGGAAACCAUUUUAGGGAGACUUUCUGAAAAUUCUUGUAUGUGUGACAGGUCCUAAACUGGAACAGAUCGGACAAAGCUGUUUCCUUCUCCCUCAUAUCUCGCUGUGGAUUAUUGAAGAAACUUCACUUGUGGGGGGAGCUGGCUAGGUUUCUGCCUACUGCGCUGGAGGUUUUAGUGCCCCGUUUGCGUGAUUCCCUCGCAUGAAAGUAGCUCCUCUCUGGUAUCGUUCCAGAAAUGAGCCGUCAGACUGCUACAGCACUACCUACAGGUACUUCAAAGUGUACACCAUCACAGAGGGUGCCUGCUCUGACUGGCACUACAGCGUCCAACAAUGACUUGGCAAGUCUUUUUGAGUGUCCUGUGUGUUUUGACUAUGUGCUGCCACCUAUUCUUCAGUGUCAGAGUGGCCAUCUUGUUUGUAGCAACUGUCGCCCCAAGCUUACAUGCUGUCCAACUUGCCGAGGCCCACUGGGUUCCAUUCGUAACUUGGCUAUGGAAAAAGUUGCCAAUUCUGUACUGUUCCCAUGUAAAUACGCCUCUUCUGGAUGUGAGAUAACUUUGCCACACACAGAAAAAGCAGACCAUGAAGAGCUGUGUGAGUUUAGGCCUUAUUCAUGUCCAUGUCCUGGUGCUUCAUGUAAAUGGCAAGGUUCGCUGGAUGCUGUAAUGCCACAUUUGAUGCAUCAGCAUAAGUCAAUAACAACACUACAGGGAGAAGAUAUAGUUUUCCUUGCUACAGACAUUAAUCUUCCUGGUGCUGUUGACUGGGUUAUGAUGCAGUCUUGUUUUGGCUUUCAUUUCAUGUUAGUCUUGGAGAAACAGGAAAAAUAUGAUGGUCACCAGCAGUUCUUUGCUAUUGUACAGCUGAUAGGAACACGCAAGCAAGCAGAAAAUUUUGCUUAUCGACUUGAGCUUAAUGGUCAUAGGCGGCGAUUGACUUGGGAAGCAACUCCUCGAUCUAUUCAUGAGGGAAUUGCAACAGCCAUUAUGAAUAGUGACUGUCUAGUCUUUGACACCAGCAUUGCACAGCUCUUUGCAGAAAAUGGCAAUUUAGGCAUCAAUGUAACUAUUUCAAUGUGUUGAAAUGGCAAGCAAACAUUUUCAGGCCAGUGUUUAAAACAGUUGCAUUUAAUUUCGCAGAAACUAGGGUAACCAUCUUUGACUGCCAGACACAAACUAUUUGGUAGAGGGAGGCUAGACGUAUAUGAAGGUAAAUAAAAGGAAAGGCUGUUAAAUUACAGGAAGCAGUUGCAUGUAGUAACACUAAUAUAUUUAAAAUAAGUCAACAGUAAACCACUGAAAAUAUAUAUACACCCAAAAUGGGCAUCUUUUGUAUUAAGAAUUGAUUCUACAGGAAAUGUUGUAAAAUAGUUCUAAAAACUUGUUUGUAGAUUGAUUGUACUGUUGAAAAGGAUACUGUUGUGUUUUUUGUUUUUUUCCCUUUGACUGACAAGCCAUGUUGAGCAGUCUGGUCUCUUGCCGCUGCUUUUUCCCCUUAAGUCACUACAUAGUAUUGCUGCUGUUUGUGUAUAUUUUUUGUGUAUUUGCUAAUUUUUAUUAACUUCUAGUUUUUCAUUAAAUAAAUAUGACUUUCUUUUCUGUAA